Molecule: messenger RNA, 4359 nt
Organism: Salmo salar (Atlantic salmon)
Lineage: Eukaryota; Metazoa; Chordata; Actinopteri; Salmoniformes; Salmonidae
Product: proprotein convertase subtilisin/kexin type 6
Biological process (GO): peptide hormone processing
Cellular component (GO): membrane; cell surface
Molecular function (GO): serine-type endopeptidase activity
Source: RefSeq, a predicted model, not a curated record
GACGGGCUCUUUACUAGUGUGUUCCGCUGCUAUAGGCUACGCAUGAAUGGCAUUCGCUAUUGGUGGCUGUGCGUACAUGUAGAGGAGCGCUAGCGCGGGAUAAGGGUUGGCGCCUGAGGUUCAUAUUUUCAACUUUUUACGGAAUGAAAUAUCAGUCAACCCGGCUGUAAAUUUCACUCGGACAUGAUGGAUUUAUGACAAACAGCAUGCCUUUUCUGAUGGAGUUGGAUUGACGAUUGACUAAUUUGAGCGUCCAUGCGUGUUAUAUUUGUAGAUAUGUGUUUUAUCCCUUAUUCUAGAGCUGAUGUUGUAGGACAAGUUUCGGACACCAAAAUGUGUUUAUUUUUUAUUUUCAUAUUUUCAACUUUAGAAAUAUGUCAGUCGCUGGCCCCUCGGAACGUUUAUACAAAUCACUGGGCAGUGCGUAUUGCAGGGGGACAAGAAGAAGCGGAUAAACUUGCUGCUAAAUAUGGUUAUAAUAAUUAUGGACAGAUCGGGAGUCUGGAGGACCAUUACCAUUUCCACCACAGCAGAGUGGUGCGCAGAGCAGCUUUCUCCACUAGGGGCGCUCACUCCUUCAUCCAGAUGGACCCGAAGGUUGACUGGGUUCAACAGCAGCUAGUGAAGCAGAGAGUAAAGAGAUACAUCAAAAGCGACACCCGAAGCCCUGACCCCAACUUCAUCCACUUCAACGACCCCAAAUGGUCCAACAUGUGGUAUAUUCACUGUACGGACAAGAACAAUCGCUGUCGGUCAGAGAUGAACAUUCUGGCAGCAUGGCAGAGAGGCUACACAGGCAAGAACGUGGUGGUCACCAUCCUGGAUGACGGCAUCGAGAGGAACCACCCUGACCUGGCACAGAACUAUGACCAGCUGGCGAGUUAUGAUGUCAACGGGAACGACCAUGAUCCAACUCCUCGUUAUGAUUCUAGCAACGAGAACAAACAUGGGACGCGGUGUGCCGGUGAGGUUGCAGCUGUGGCCAAUAACUCCCACUGCAUUGUGGGAAUUGCAUACAACGCACACAUUGGAGGUAUUCGUAUGCUGGAUGGUGAUGUGACAGAUGUAGUAGAGGCUAAGUCCCUUGGUAUCAGACCUGACUACAUAGACAUCUACAGCGCCAGCUGGGGACCUGACGACGAUGGAAAGACUGUGGACGGACCAGGGCCUCUGGCCAAACAGGCCUUCGAGAUGGGCAUCAAAAAGGGCCGGAAGGGUCUGGGAUCCAUCUUUGUUUGGGCGUCGGGGAACGGCGGUCGCCAGGGCGACCACUGUUCAUGUGACGGCUACACCAAUAGCAUCUACACCAUCUCCAUCUCCAGCACCACAGAGAACGGCAACAAGCCCUGGUACCUGGAGGUCUGCUCCUCCACACUGGCCACCACCUACAGCAGCGGGGAGUUCUAUGACAGGAAGAUAAUGACCACAGACCUGCGGCAGCGCUGUACUGAUGGCCACACUGGCACCUCUGUGUCGGCUCCCAUGGUGGCUGGGGUCAUCGCUCUCGCUCUGGAGGCCAACCCAUUGGUCAGCUGGAGAGAUAUCCAGCACCUGCUGGUCAAGACGUCCAGGCCUGUCCACCUGAAGGCCAACGACUGGAAGACCAACGCAGCCGGACACAGAGUGAGUCACCUGUAUGGCUUUGGGCUGGUGGAUGCGGAGGGUAUGGUGGUGGAGGCUAAGAAGUGGAGGAGUGUUCCUACCCAGCACACCUGUACUAGGAUGUCUGAACGACGUACCAGGUACAUCCGUGCAGACCAGAGCCUGAACAGCACCAUCACUAGCACAGGGUGUACGGAGCAGGCAGAGCAGCAUGUGAGCUACGUAGAACAUGUGGUGGUCAAGGUACUGAUUGUCCAUCCACGGCGAGGAGAUCUGGAGAUCAGCCUCAUAUCACCCUCAGGAACACGCUCACAGCUACUGGCCAAGAGGUUGUUUGAUAACUCUAAUGAAGGUUUUAGGAACUGGGAGUUCAUGACUGUUCACUGCUGGGGGGAGAGGACAGAGGGCCAGUGGAUCCUGGAGAUCAUAGACUCUCCCUCAUCGCUACGCAACCCAGAGGUGCUGGGUAAACUGAAAGAGUGGACGCUGGUCCUUUAUGGCACCUCGGGGCACCCGUACCAGUCUCACGGGACCCAGCACUCUCGCUCCAGGAUGCUUGAGAUCCCAACCCCCAGCUGGGACCCCGACGGGCCCGAACCGCCCCCGGUGGUCCUCAAGCACCAGGAGGAGGAAGAGGAGGAGUACAGCGGGCCGUGCCACAGUGAGUGUGGGGACCAGGGCUGUGACGGGACAGAUCCUGAACACUGUCUGAACUGUAUCCACUACAGCCUGGGCAGCCUCAAGACAGGCAGGACGUGUGUGAGCCACUGUCCGCUGGGCUUCUACGAUAACUUGGAGGCCAGGAGGUGUCGACGCUGUUACAAGGGCUGUGAGAGGUGUGUGGGACGCACCCCCACCGAGUGUCGCUCCUGUCGCAGGGGGCUCUACUUCAACCCCCUCAACACUACCUGCUCUGAGACCUGCCCUGCUGGGUACUUCGCUGACGACAUUCAGAGGAAGUGUCUGAGGUGUCAUGAGAACUGUAUGAAGUGUCUGCGGGACUCAGACAGGUGUACUGCCUGUAACGACGGCUACAGUCUGGCGGGGAUGACCUGUGUUCCGGAGUGUGCCAACGGAACCUUCUUUCAUCUGGAGGAGAUGAAGUGUAGUCCCUGUCACACCUCCUGCUCUACCUGCACAGGUCAGUGUCCCUGUCACACCUCCUGCUCUACCUGCACAGGUCAGUGUCCCUGUCACACCUCCUGCUCUACCUGCACAGGUCAGUGUCCCUGUCACACCUUCUGCUCUACCUGCACAGGUCAGUGUCCCUGUCACACCUCCUGCUCUACAUGCACAGGUCAGUGUCCCUGUCACACCUCCUGUUCUACCUGCACAGGUCAGUGUCCCUGUCACACCUCCUGCUCUACCUGCACAGGUCAGUGUCCCUGUCACACCUCCUGCUCUACCUGCACAGGUCCAGGUAAGGAGGAGUGUAUCCAGUGUGCCAGAGAUCACCUGCAGCAAGAGUGGAGGUGUGUUCAGACCUGUGCCCCAGGAUACUACUCAACAGAGGAUGCUGGCUACCACCAGGGGAUGUGUCACAAGUGUGAGGAGAAUUGCCUGAGUUGCGACGGCCCCGGGACGACCUGCGUCAAGUGCAAAGACAGCUACAACCUCGUCAGCAGGACGUGCAUCGUGAACGCCACCUGUAACAAUGCCGACGAGGUGUUUUGUGAGAUGGUAAAGUCCAACCGGCUGUGUGAGAAGAAGCUGUUCCGUCAGUUCUGCUGCAGAACCUGUCUGAUGACCGGUUGAGAAUCCUAGUAGAGAACCUGAAGAGUGGAACCUGGAGAGGAACCCUGCGUGGAACCCACCACUUCCUCAUCCGCUGUACAUUUACAAACUAGCUAAUGUCUGUGUCUGAAUGAAAAGAAAGAAUGAAUAGGCCUUCACCAGGGUUGGGGGUCAAUUCCAUUUCCCUCAAUGCGUUCCUGAAUCCACUGAAUUGAAAUGGAAUUGAUCCCAACCCUGGAACACACACUAUUCCUCCCAUCAAUUUUACCCCGCAAAGGGUAGACUUGAUUUUCAUACGAUAUAUACAGUAUUUUAAAGUUGUCUUUUUUUAUUAAAAGAACUACAUACAGUAUGUAACAUGUAUAUUUUUUAUUGUAAUGCUGCAUUGUUGUAAAGUACAGUACUUUUUACGACUACACAUGUUAGUCGAUAACUCUCUGAUUGAACCACUGUUUUUUGGAAGUGAAUUGGUCACCUGAAUAGUAUGAGCUGGUUGAUAAAGAAACAGCAUCACUCAAAAUGGGGAUCGUAUUUAUAAGGCACCAAAUGGAAUAAAACAAACUGAAACAUGAAGGGACUACUUGGAACUUUUCUGUUUUCUGUCGUGUGCCCUACCGAAUACGACCCAGAUCAACUUUUUCAUACUUAAGAUACAAACUUCCUCACAAAAAAAUGGUUUAUACUGUAUAAGGCUUUUAGGUUUUUUUUAUAAAGAAAUGUGUAAAACAAUGAAUUACUGUAAUUGUAUUUACAUUUUAGCAGACACUUCAGAGUGACUUACAGUAGUGAGUGCAUACAUUUUCAUACUUUUUUUUCGUACUGGUCCCUGUGGGAAUCACACCCACAGAGCAUGGCGUUGCAAGCUUCAUGCUCUACCAACUGAGCUACACGGGACUAUUACUGAAUACUGUACAAUUCCUGUAUACUGUACCAUUUCAAAUGCUGUUGUACAUUUUAGAAUGUGUAUUUGAUGUUUUUAUCGUUUGAUUUAUGUAUGAAAUAAAAGACGUACAUUGUGUAUGA